Messenger RNA from Larimichthys crocea (large yellow croaker), 550 nucleotides. RefSeq names its product hemoglobin subunit alpha-like. Gene Ontology annotation, biological process: oxygen transport; hydrogen peroxide catabolic process. Lineage: Eukaryota; Metazoa; Chordata; Actinopteri; Sciaenidae. Gene Ontology annotation, cellular component: hemoglobin complex; blood microparticle; haptoglobin-hemoglobin complex. Gene Ontology annotation, molecular function: organic acid binding; peroxidase activity; haptoglobin binding. The record is from RefSeq and is marked provisional.
AUGAGUCUCUCUGCAGCUGACAAGACCAGGGUGAAGACCCUAUGGGGCAAAAUUGAAGCGAGAUCUGCCGAGUUGGGUGGUGAAGCUUUGGCCAGGAUGUUUGUUACGUACCCCCAGACCAAGACCUAUUUUUCUGAUUGGGGGCAGAAUCUGGGUCCACAGAACGAAAAAGUCAAGACUCAUGGUGCAGUCAUCAUGGCGGCUGUGGGGAAAGCUGUCAAAAAUAUUGAUAAUCUUGUCGGUGCUACGACUCAGCUCAGUGAGCUGCAUGCCUUCAAGCUUCGGGUGGAUCCUGCCAACUUUAAGAUCCUGGCCCACAACAUGAUGUUGGUAAUCGCCAUGUACUUCCCUGGCGAGUUCACUCCAGAGGUCCACCUCUCAGUUGACAAGUUCCUUGCGUGCCUGGCUUUGGCUCUGUCUGAGAAGUACCGCUAAACUCCAGAGAAGCAGAAGCAUCGACUGCCUACACAUGGCACGUCAUACAACAAUGUCAACAACCCUUUCGACUUGUAGGUGCUUCUUCAAUAAAAAAAAAAUACAAACAUAAAAA